AUGGAGCAUCAAUCCAUCGCACAAAAAGUGACAUUUCUGGAAUCACGCGCAACGACUCAGCCACCUCACACGGCGAAAUCGUCUGCCGGACCUGUCAGCACCACGAUUCCGUCAGAAAUCAAAGCGGCUACCAUCAAGCUUGAUGUUCCUCGGUUCGAUGGUUCAGAUCCGUUAGGGUGGGUCUUCAAGAUCUCCCAAUUUUUCGAAUUCCAUGGCACCCCUGACCCUCAACGACCUCGGAUUGCCUCUUUCUACAUGGAAGGUGAGGCUCUAGCCUGGUAUCAGUGGAUGUUCUCCAAUGGCCAAAUCACUUCUUCGCAGGCGUUGUUGCAUGCAUUGGAACUCCGCUUCGCCCCUUCUCAAUAUGAGGAUCCUAAGGGCGAUCUCAUGAAAUUGUUGCAGACGGCUUCGGUUCGCGAGUUCCAGUCUCAGUUUGAAACCUUGGCCAAUCGUUGCGUUGAUAUUAGGCGUGAAGUCCAGGCGCUCCAACCGAUGUCUCUGGCUCAAGCCGUUGGUUUGGCUCGUCUUCAAGAGGACAAGUUGAGCGACCAGCGCAUCGCCUCUCGCUCUAAAUUUUCCCCUUCGUCGUCAUGGCUACAAGGAGGUGCUUCUCGCGCGCCGCUGGUCACCGCGUCCCUCUCUCCGGGUACCUCGUCGGCUUCAGCUCCCACAACCCCCACGAUAUCUAGAUUUGGCCAAAGCCCCAAACCUAGGAUCCAACGUCUGUCCCCAGAAGAGCUCCAAGUUCGUCGUGACAAAGGAUUGUGCUAUAAUUGCAAUGAGAAAUAUCAUCCCACUCACCGUUGCAAACGUUCCCUCAUGCUUUUAAUUGUCGCACCAGAAUCCGACGAGAUCGUGGACAUGCAUCAUUUGCUCGAGGAAGAAUCUGGGUUGCAAUCUCCUCAGGAGCCUCUGCCAGAAGUGAGCGUGGGAUCUGAUUCUGCUCAAAUCAGCUUUCAUGCCUUUCUGGGCCAUUCGGUUCCACAAACGUUAUGGGUGCAGGGCCGCAUUGGUAAGGUCCAGUUGUCCAUCCUUAUCGACAGUGGAAGCACCCACAACUUCGUUCAACCCCGUAUUGUCAAGUUUUUGGGCCUCCCUUUACACAAGGCCCCAAGGCUUCCAAGUCUUAGUGGGAAACGUGCUGACCUUGUAUUGGGCGUCCAAUGGCUCAAAACCCUUGGGCCCAUUCUCACAGACUAUGACCAUCUCACAAUGAAAUUUGUUAAGGGUGGGCAGAUUGUUACUAUGCAAGGCAACUCUGCAUUUUCGGCCCAAGAAGCUUCGUUGGCCCAGUUGCGUAGAAUGGUGUCCACCAGCUCCAUAUCUGAGUUGUUUCAGCUGCAGAUGGUGCCCUCUCCGCCGUCUACACCUUUUAGUGCUCCGAUUCCUCAGGUGAUUGACGCACUCCUUUCUCGUUUCAUUAUGCUUUUUGAUUCUCCUUCUCAACUUCCUCCUCCUCGUCCCACUGACCACCGAAUCCCUUUGUUGGAGGGGAGUCAAGCGGUGAAUGUUCGUCCGUAUCGCUACCCCUAUUUCCAGAAAAAAAAGAUUGAGUGCGUUACUUCAGAAAUGCUGGCAGCCGGAAUUGUCCGCGAUAGCACGAGCCCUUUUUCUUCUCCGGUUUUGCUAGUCCGAAAAAAAGAUGGGUCCUGGCAUUUUUGCACCGACUAUCGAGCUCUCAACGCUAUUACACAGCGUGACCGUUUCCCUAUUUCGACGGUCGACGAGCUCAUUGAUGAACUCCAUGGCGCUUGUUGCUUCUCCAAGUUGGAUCUACGUUCUGGGUACCACCAGAUACGUAUGGAUUCAAGUGACAUCCCCAAAAUAGCUUUUCAGACACACGAAGGACACUUCGAGUACCUCGUCAUGCCUUUUGGGCUUUGCAACGCUCCGGCCACAUUCCAGGCGACUAUGAACUCUCACUCGUUGGAAUAUUUGGGGCAUAUCAUUUCAAUUGAUGGCGUUGGACCCGACCCUGAAAAAAUCAGAGCCAUGGUGGCUUGGCCGUGUCCUGCUUCCAUCAAACAAUUACGUGGGUCUUUGGGAUUAACGGGCUUUUACCGACGGUUCGUCCACCGCUAUGCUUCCAUUGCUGCUCCUCUAAUGGAUUUGCUGAAAAAAGAUGCGUUUGUGUGGUCCCCGGCUGUUCAGGAAGCUUUUGAUCAAUUGAAAUUGGCUAUGACGAAUACUCCUGUCUUAGCACUGCCUGACUUCUCUGUUCCGUUCACCUUGGAGACUGAUGCAUCGGUUAGUAGUAUGGGCGCUGUGCUGUUACAGCAUGGUCACCCAAUCGACUAUUUUAGUAAAACAUUUUGUGGGAAGCUGCAAUCGUCGUCCACUUACGUUCGUGAGUUGCACGCUAUUGUUGAGGCCAUCAAAAAAUAG
Messenger RNA from Gastrolobium bilobum, 2385 nucleotides. RefSeq lists its product as uncharacterized. Lineage: Eukaryota; Viridiplantae; Streptophyta; Magnoliopsida; Fabales; Fabaceae. The transcript is spliced from 5 exons. Bases 1 to 2385 code for a protein of 794 amino acids. The record is from RefSeq and is a predicted model, not a curated record.